Messenger RNA from Dreissena polymorpha, 4980 nucleotides. RefSeq lists its product as uncharacterized. NCBI's taxonomy places the organism in Eukaryota, Metazoa, Mollusca, Bivalvia, Myida, Dreissenidae. The record is from RefSeq and is a predicted model, not a curated record. Bases 1262 to 4030 code for a protein of 922 amino acids. Gene Ontology annotation, molecular function: calcium ion binding. The transcript has 10 exons.
AUAAGCAAUCACAAAAUCCGGCGUGAUAUCAGAAUCAAUGAAUCUACAAAAUGGCAAUUAUUCAUUUCAUGUUCGUGCAGCGAAAGGAUUCCGAACUAUAACAACCGUAGCUAUAGUAACAGACCAAACCGUAAUCCCAUUUGUCAUCGAAAAUAAACCAGAGGAGGUGGAAUUCGACUACAAUAAAUUUGAAAAUGUCACUGGUUUAGAAGCAGGAAACUCAACCUUCAACGCCACAAUGAACAUUACAACAACGACCACUGUUCCAAACAUAUCCUCGAAGCCAAACAAUGUCACAAACAGUUCAACAUCAGACCUUGAGUACCAAGAGUAUGGAAUAGGAAUUCAUUUCUUGGGGUAUAAACUUGGAAAUAACAAAUUUUAUUACCACGUAUUUUGGGCCAAGAGCAAAUACACCUCCUCUCUAAGGUGGUUUAAGACUGACACAGAUCUUAAUUCAAAACAAAGCUUCAUAAUAAACGUCGUAAAGAAAUUUGAAUAUCUCGACGACACAGUUGAUGUCACCCUAAUUGUUGCUGGUGAAGAAGUGGUUUCUAUUUCUGGUUUCAAGUUUGCCGGAGCCGUGAAGUUAGCUGCGUUGACAUGGACCGAGGACAAUUACAAACCUCCGUUAGAUGACAUUUACAAGCCAUUUUACGCAGAGGCAGAAUUAAGCUCCCUAUAUGUACCUGAUGUGCAAGAUAAACCUUGUCGGCACGGACGCGGUUUCUAUGAUGGUGAAAGUGGCAUCAAGGAACUUUGGGUUGGAGCUUCUGACAACAAUCUCUCACCAGGCAAUAUUCGUGCGAUGGAACUUUAUAAAACGUUCUGCUUUCCUUGCAUUAAGCCCUGUGAUAUGCUUUGCAACGAAUCGUGUACUGAGGAAAAUUUGCUAGAUGGUUUCAACAUGGUUAGCAUUGAUGUUACAAAUCUUCAUCUCAAAUAAUCUGAGAACUCGCCGGAAUGUGCAAAUAUCACAAGUGAUAAAAAAUGUAACAGUACUGCCUAUUACCUUAACGCAAAACUAGUUAAUUUUGCAGGCGAAGAAACAAUUGUAUUCUCGAAUGGAAUCCAAAUCGAUACAUCACCACCUUAUUGCAAUAACGUUACAUGCACCGAUCCGGAAAACAGCGAAGAUCAGCCAACAGAGUUUACUGGAUCAAGCUCAACUAUCGGUGCUUACUGGGACUGCGCAGAUCAAACGAGCCAAAUCGUGAAAUAUAAUGUUCAGAUAAUCAAUAAGGAAAGCGGCGCUAUCAUUAUGGAUUAUGUGGACGUCGGUUUAAAGACCAAGGCGAAAUUUAACCUACAAAAUGGUACUUUUGAACACAAGAAACUUUACGAAGUUAGAGUGUCUGCAUUGAACAGCGCCGGAUUGGCGUCUAUUUCUGCUUGUUCAGUGCAAGUGAUCCUUUUCCCACCAGACGUUUCAAAUAUUAUUUCUGGUCCUUUGUUUGCCAACCGAACAAAUAUAGCAGAUGACGAGGAACCAUAUUGGACCGAGUCACAGUCACAGAUCGGCAUUCAGUGGCAAGGGGGAACGCCUGAUAUUGAAUUCUAUGAAUGGCGGAUAGGGACGCAGGCUGAUGGGAACGACCUUUUCCCGCCAUCGAAGGUUGGAAUAAACACGACAGGUUUCUCCGCAAUUGUUCACGGAAAGGUGCGCUUCAGUGAUGAAGACGUCGAUAGAACCGUGUCUGAAUACAGAGAUAUCGUGAACAUGUCAGCAGAAGAACGCGAUAACUUCACAUCUGCAAGCGAGGCAGAGAAAGCGUUCUUUAUGGUGGAGCCAGGGCGUUGCGUGUACCAGUCACUGUCGGCUAUCGGCCUGUCAAAUUUGAAAAGUAACUUAAAAAAGGAAUCAGUGUGUAUAAAACGUUCGCAAGAUGUAAAUCUUAAAAAGGAGGCAGGUAAAUCAUUGCUGAGGGCGGUGCGACCUGUCGGAUCCUCCACCUGGAUGGAAACAAAUGACACCGUCGCCGCAGAUAUUUAUGUUGAAAUCGAACUAACCACGGGUGGCAUAACGUUGGGAACACUGACGAACCAGGACUUACAGGAAGCAUACGGCAGUGCCUCCACGGCCGACUAUAGGCCGUUCAUCUCCAACAUUGAAACAACGCUGCGGAAAACCUCCAGGCUAUUGCGCCACAGAAUCCAUCAGCUUUGCGACGUCAAUUUCUUCCUCUCCCCGUCACCACGUGCUGACGCCUCGAGUGUUAUAAUCUACGUGAAAGUUCCGCUUGAAUGUGAGAAUGACCCUGAGGAUCAACCCGCCCUAGUCCUCUGGAACACUGAGAAAGAAGUCUGGGUGCACAUUGACGAAGGAUGCAAUGAAGUUUUAUCGGCAAAUAUCUCCAAUGGGAUGUAUACAGCAAUGAUAUGUCCAAAGUUGAACAGCGCAGGGCGAAAAAGAAGAGACGCCUCGAUUGAACUACAAUCACCGAUGCAUUACAGCCUGGUAAAAAUAGGAAAAGCAUUCAUCAAUUAUUCGCCAACAACUGUUUCAGGGGAAUUUCAUAGUAAGGAAGAUGAAAUUGCAAACUUUUCUGUUGAAACAGAUGAUCCCGAAAACGACACUCUGGUUUUUAAAAUCAUCAAAGGGCCAGAAAACAUUCAGUGUAACAUGACCACUGACGGGCAUUUACGGUGGGAGGCGAUUGAAGACGAUUUCUAUGGCGAAGAUUACGUCACAGUCGAGGUCACUGAGACAGAUUUGCCAUCGUUUCAACAAUCGGUGGCGGUUACUCAACGAUUGACACUUGUAAUUCAUGGAAGCCCCGAUAAGACUGACAGAUUCUUUUUCGAUUCCAAUGACACAAUUCAUACUGAGGUUCGACCCUAUUUACGUCACACGAUUUUAGUGAAUGCCAACCGGUCAUCCAUCCAAUACGCCGGACGGAUUGUCCUCGCGGAUGUCGACGGUGGCGAGGUGUUUGCUCCUCUGCCAAGAUUCAACGCUCUCGGGGACGCCGCUUUCUCUCUGAAGAAGUUAUCUACCACCUCGGAUAUUCCUCUGGCCAAUUACACGACUAAACGCUACAGAACCGUUGAGGCCUAUGACGUGGAGUUUGAAUACUCCCCAGAUCUACAGGGUAAUAUGACUCUGGAUUUCAUAGCCAAGAACGCUGGUGACAGCUUUACGCCUGGUGUCACUAUCGAUGUAUAUGUGAUGGAGAAUCCGUGCAUUCAUGGUCAGUGCCACCAUCCCACUCUUGGAUAUGACGCGUGUGAAGAUCCGGCAAGGUCAUUGUCAUUCAGUGGCUUUGAAUGUGUAUGCGAACCUGGCUAUAUUGGCGACUGGUGUCAGAUAGAAAUCGACGAGUGUGAGUGGAGCACGUGUUCCAAUAUGUACGACUGCGAGGACCUGGUCAAUGGCUACCAGUGCAACAUCAACAUCCCCAAACUGCUGGCUGUCAUCGCCUGUCCUCUCAUUGCCCUCAUUGUCAUCGUGUACGUUUUCAGGAGAUAUAUUUUGAAGCUGAAAUACACCAGAUUGUCUAGAAGCAGGGUCGGUUUAAUAGAGGACAGCGGACGGCAAAUCGGCGACAACCGCCUGGCCACCUCAUCUGGCGUCUACAUGGACGACAAGGAUGACGUAAGCUCGGAGAAUGAUGACGUCAAGAACUGGCGACACAAUCCUUCAUUUGAAGGCAGGUCGCCAUUAAAAGCAAACCCGUUGUUCUUGCCUGGCAAAGCUCCACCGCCACACCACUCUAACUUCUCCGCCUUUAAAGGUGGACAGGAGAAGCCAAAACCGUUCUCGCUGAUAGAGCUGAAUGAUUUAAACGCUGAACGGAUUAGGCCGAUACAGUCACGUCACGUUGACGUCUACAAGCACAGGUUUGAUGUCACGAUGCUAGCAGAGCCCUCUGAGACGAGUGUGGUGACGUUACGACCCUCUAGCGUCAGCUCCGUGGGGCAGAUCCCUAAGCCAGGCCCCAAAGUGAAUAUCCCCCUGGGACCUGAGGAGUUCGACUACAUGAUCGAAAAAAUGAAGAAAGACGCUGGCUUGACGGCUGUACAGACGUAACUUUAGCAGCCGUCUGGGCGUUAACUGAUUUCUGGCAUGAAUAAAAUAUUUGUAAAAUUAAAUACUUUUUAAACGAAAUUCGCAUACGCAUGGAUGGUUAUUGAUUAUUGGCAUAAAUGAACGACGUUGUAAAAUAAAAAUAAAACUUUCACACGAUAUUUGAAUAUCAGUGUGCGGUUAUUGUUUAUUGACAUUAAUAUAAAUUUGUACUAUACAUAUAGAAGCACACGUGAUUGAAGAUAUAUCAAACAUAUAACAAUUCAAACCGUCCUGUCGUUUAACUAUUGAUUUGAUUGAAGAUUUAAACCCAAUAUCGUUCAUAGUUGUUUAAAUAUUGUACACAAUACAUGUUAGCCUGUUUAUUUUGUUACUAUUAACACUAAAAUAAAAACAAAUUGUUUUGUUUUCUUGAGCAAAUGCUUUAAAAUUAUUUGUCAUGUUUGUGUGUCGCAACAAAACAGUGUUAAUCAAUAAGAAAAUUCUACAUGUUCAAAUUAUUUUGACACAGCAUUUAUCCGGAUAAUUCCACGGAGUAAUACUACGGUAAAAGUCUUGACACGUUCGAAAUUUAUAUGCCAACAUAUUUUUAUUUUAUCUUUUUGGAUGACAGAAUGCGUUUUAUUUGUGUUUUCGGCAUAAGCAUUUCUGACAUACGGAGCUUUUUUGAUGAAUAUACAUCAUUUUUGGUAACGAAGUUCUAGCAAAACGUCAUUUUUGAAGUAUAGUGUUUAUCCAUUCUUCAUCUUAGCGGCAUAAUUAGUGUUUGAUUUCUUUGUGUGUGUCACUUGUGUGUCUUUUAUGGCUGUACUAUAACAUAUCAUUCUCUGGACCUUACCCAAUAUGUACACAAACACUUGUCUUUUUAUAUUUUGUAGAUCUUUAUACAUGUACAGACUUUGGUGUACACAUUGUUUAUUAAUUAUUUUCAUAUUUGAUUUUACUUGCUGCAA